Trichechus manatus latirostris (Florida manatee) is the source of this 6242-nucleotide messenger RNA. It is a transcript of the gene PATJ, whose product is annotated as PATJ crumbs cell polarity complex component. Lineage: Eukaryota; Metazoa; Chordata; Mammalia; Sirenia; Trichechidae. The coding region runs from base 165 to 5711 and encodes 1848 amino acids. Gene Ontology annotation, molecular function: protein binding. The record is from RefSeq and is a predicted model, not a curated record. The transcript has 41 exons.
CCCGUCCACGUUUGCCGGUGAAAUCACCUGGAAGAGAUUUUAAGAAAAUGCAAGUUCCGGUCCCCUCCACCCCCACCCUCCCACCUCAGGAGAAUUCCCUACUAACCCUUGGAAGGAACUGAAGGAAAGGUUUCUUUAAAAGUAAUUGAAGAGAAUAACUCAAAAUGCCAGAAAAUCCUGCCCUAGAUAAACUGCAGGUUCUGCAGGUUCUUGAGCGCCUGAAAAUGAAAUUGCAGGAGAAGGGUGACAUGUCGCAGAAUGAGAAGCUGUCUACGUUUUAUGAGACUCUAAGGAGUCCUCUCUUCAACCAGAUACUUACACUUCAGCAGUCCAUCAAGCAACUGAAGGGGCAACUCAGUCAUAUACCCUCAGAUUGUUCAGCCAACUUUGAUUUUUCCAGAAAAGGGUUAUUAGUGUUUACAGAUGGUUCCAUCACUAAUGGGAAUGCCCAUAGGCCCUCCAAUAACUUGGCUGUAUCUGGGUUAUUUCCUUGGACCCCUAAGUUGGGAAAUGAAGACUUCAACUCAAUUGUUCAGCAGAUGGCUCAGGGCCGGCAAAUUGAGUAUAUAGAUAUAGAACGGCCUUCAACUGGAGGCCUUGGAUUCAGUGUGGUGGCCCUUCGAAGUCAAAAUCUGGGAGAAGUUGAUAUCUUCGUGAAGGAAGUACAGCCAGGCAGUGUAGCAGACAGGGAUCAAAGGUUAAAGGAAAAUGACCAGAUAUUGGCCAUUAAUCACACGCCACUGGAUCAGAACAUUUCCCAUCAGCAAGCAAUUGCAUUAUUACAACAAACCACUGGAUCUUUGCGUCUGGUUGUGGCCAGAGGUCCAGUCCACACAAGAAGCAGUACUUCCACCAGCCUAAGUGAUACAACUCUGCCUGAAACCGUUCGCUGGGGCCGUGUUGAAGAUGUUGAGCUCAUUAAUGAUGGCUCUGGAUUAGGUUUUGGAAUAGUUGGAGGAAAAUCAAGUGGUGUGGUUGUGAGGACUAUAGUUCCUGGAGGAUUAGCAGAUCGAGAUGGAAGACUCCAGACAGGGGACCACAUCUUGAAGAUUGGUGGCACAAAUGUGCAGGGAAUGACCAGUGAGCAAGUUGCACAAGUGCUGAGGAACUGUGGGAAUUCGGUCAGGAUGCUUGUUGCUAGAGACCCAACUGGUGAAAUUUCAGUAACCCCUCCUACCCCUACAGCCUUACCUGUUGCCCUGCCUGCUCAAGCCAACAGGAGCCCUGGUUCUGACAAUUCUACUCUUUUUGAAACUUACAAUGUUGAACUCAUUAAACAGGAUGGGCAGAGUCUAGGAAUUAGAAUUGUUGGCUAUGUUGGAAAUUCUCAUACAGGGGAAGCUUCUGGGAUUUAUGUGAAAAGCAUAAUACCUGGCAGUGCCGCAUACCACAAUGGCCAAAUUCAAGUGAAUGACAAAAUAGUUGCUGUUGAUGGUGUGAAUAUUCAAGGUUUUGACAACAAAGAUGUUGUUGAAGUACUAAGAAAUGCAGGGCAGGUGGUGCAUUUAACCCUAGUUCGAAGGAAGACAUCCUUAUUUGAUCCUCCACUUGAACAGCCUUCAGACAGAGGGGCUUCUGUAGAACCACCAAAAAUACCGGCCCUCUUUCUAACUGGAGCUGUGGAAACAGAAACUAAUUUGGAUGAUGAAGAUGAGGAAAUUGAAGAAAGAAUGGAUAAUCAAAAAAAUGACAACAUACAAGUCUUAGAAAAACUGGAAAGAGUCCCAGACUCUCCAGAAAAUGAGCUGAAAUUCAGAUGGGAAAACCUAUUGGGCCCUGAUUAUGAAGUAAUGGUUGCCACUUUGGACACACACAUUGCAGAUGAUGCCGAGUUACAGAAAUAUUCAAAGCUGUUGCCUAUUCAUACUCUGAGGCUUGGUGUGGAAGUGGAUUCCUUUGAUGGACACCAUUACAUCUCUUCGAUUGUUCCAGGUGGCCCUGUUGCUACACUGAAUCUCUUACAGCCAGAGGAUGAGCUUCUUGAGGUCAAUGGUGUGCAACUCUAUGGAAAAUCUCGCCGAGAAGCAGUCUCCUUUCUUAAAGAAGUGCCACCCCCUUUUACCUUAGUUUGCUGUCGACGGUUGUUUGAUGAUGAGGCCUCUGUAGAUGAACCAAGGGCCACUGAACCCUCUCUUCUUGAGCUGGAGGUAGACCACAAUAUAGAUGUCAAUACUGAAGAAGAUGAUGAUGGGGAGUUAGCACUAUGGUCUCCUGAAGUCAAUAUUGUUGAGCUAGUGAAAGAUCAUAAGGGCUUGGGAUUCAGCAUUUUGGAUUACCAGGAUCCCUUAGAUUCUACAAAAUCAGUUAUCGUGAUUCGUUCUCUGGUGGCGGAUGGUGUGGCAGAAAGAGAUGGAGGGCUUUUACCUGGAGAUCGCUUGGUCUCAGUCAAUGAAUACUGUUUGGACAACGCCACGCUUGCUGAAGCUGUGGAAGUAUUGAAAGCUGUGCCACCAGGGACUGUCCGCCUUGGCAUCUGUAAGCCUUUGGUGGAAGAUGAAAAAGAAGAAAGUCAUUGUAUUUUACAUUCAAGCAAUAAUGAAGACAAGCCUGAACUUUCAGGAACAAUUCAUGAUAUAAAUUCAUCUUUAAUACUUGAAGCACCCAAGGAAUUUAGAGAUGAACCAUAUUUUAAAGAAGAACUCGUGGAUGAGCCAUUUCCAGACUUGGGAAUGCCUUUCCAGUCCCAACAAAAAGAGAUAGACAACAGUAAGGAGGCCUGGGAGAUGCAUGAAAUUAUGCCUUCUAGAUUGCAGGAAAUGAGUGAAGAAAGAGAAAUGCUUGUUGAUGAAGAAUAUGAUCUGUAUCAAGAUCCUUUGCAGUCUGUGGAUUUGUAUUCCUCAUCGCAUGUUCAAGAGGCCACUCCUGUUCCCUCCAUAGAGGAACUUCACUUUGGGACACAGUGGUUACAUGAUAGUGAACCACCUGAGCCUCAAGAAGGAAGAUCCAUGAUGAGUUUAUAUGCCCAGGAGACACAGCAGUAUGGCUAUAGCACUGAAAACAUGAUGAAAGAAAAUUUUGGCAUCGAUUCCCUAUCCUCCAUAACCUCUGCUGAAGGCAACAGUCAACGAGGCAGAUUUGAUGAUCUGGAAAAUCUUAAUUCAUUAACUGAAAGCAGUCUGGAUUUAGAAACGAUGAUUCCGAAUGAUGUUCAAGGGCCUGGCUUGCUAGUUGACCUUCCUGCUGCGGCUCACAGAAGGGAUCAAGAAGAAUUGCCUUUAUACCAACUCCCCAGGACCCAAGUUGUUUCAAAAGCCUCAACAUACACAGGAAUGUUGUCUCCUAGAUAUGCCACUAAUCCAUGUGAGUUACCUGAGAGAGAAGAAGGUGAAGGAGAGGAAACUCCCAACUUCAGCCACUGGGGUCCACCAAGAAUUGUUGAGAUUUUUAGAGAACCUGAUGUGUCUCUUGGAAUCAGUAUUGUUGGUGGACAAACUGUUAUAAAACGCCUAAAGAAUGGAGAGGAGCUUAAAGGUAUAUUUAUCAAACAAGUUUUAGAAGACAGUCCAGCAGGAAAAACAAAAGCUCUUAAAACUGGAGAUAAAAUACUUGAGGUGUCUGGAGUAGAUUUGCAGAAUGCCUCACACAAAGAAGCAGUUGAGGCCAUUAAGAAUGCGGGAAACCCCGUGGUAUUUGUUGUACAGAGCUUGUCACCUACUCCAAGAAUCAUUCCUGGUGUGCAUAAUAAGAUCAGCAAAAUCGUCAGUAACCAAAACCAAGACGACCAUGAAAAAAAAGAAAAGAGGCGAGGAAAUGCACCACCUCCAAUGAAACUACCCCCUCCUUAUAGAGUUCCUUCUGAUGACAGUGAUGAAAAUGAAGAAGAACCUGCAUUUACGGACAAGAAAAUCAGGCAAAGAUAUGCAGACUUGCCUGGAGAAUUGCAGAUUAUUGAACUUGAAAAGGAUAAGAAUGGACUUGGACUCAGCCUUGCUGGUAAUAAAGACAGGUCACGCAUGAGCAUAUUUGUGGUGGGAAUUAAUCCCGAAGGACCUGCUGCCACAGAUGGAAGAAUGCGUAUUGGAGAUGAACUGUUAGAGAUAAACAAUCAGAUCCUGUAUGGAAGAAGUCACCAAAAUGCAUCUGCCAUUAUUAAGACUGCUCCAACAAAGGUGAAGUUGGUUUUCAUUAGAAUGCCUGUGUCCUUUGGGCUGCCCAACAUACACACAGACAGUCACAUAUAUAAUAUAACUAGUCUUGGUGGAACAGAUCAGAGUGGCACCGAACCUGUUAGUAGUGAGGAAGAUGGCAGUCUCGAAGUUGGUAUUAAACAAUGGCCUGAAAGUGAAAGCUCCAAAAUGGUGAGAAUUCUGGGUAUUUUUCAACCAGUGUUCUUUUUAAGGAUUCAUGGAGUGUGCAAGCUGAGCUGCGUGUCCUUGACAUGCGUCUUUGCCAGUCAUUCUGUGUUCAUUCCUUUUCCAGGUGGUUUCCAGGCCCUUCUGUCAGUGGACCCUGAAACGUGCCCCAUUGUCCCUGGCCAGGAAAUGAUUAUAGAAAUAUCCAAGGGACGUUCAGGCCUUGGUCUCAGCAUUGCUUUUCACUGGUUGAGUCGAGGAGCUCCAGCAGAGACAUGGUGCAGGCAGAGAGCCUCUGCUAUCAGCAGCCCAUCACUGAUGCCAUUGUUGCAGGUUAAUGGAGUUGACCUAAGGAGUGCCAGCCAUGAGGAGGCCAUCACAGCCCUGAGGCAGACCCCCCAGAAGGUGCAGCUGGUGGUGUACAGAGAUGAGGCACACUACAGGGAUGAGGAAAACUUGGACAUUUUUCCUGUGGAUCUGCAGAAGAAGGUCGGCCGAGGACUGGGCCUGAGCAUCGUUGGGAAACGAAAUGGAAGUGGAGUGUUUAUUUCUGACAUCGUGAAAGGUGGAGCUGCAGACCUUGAUGGCAGAUUGAUUCAGGGAGAUCAGAUCUUAUCUGUGAAUGGAGAGGACAUGAGAAAUGCCUCACAGGAGACUGUGGCCACAGUCCUCAAGUGUGCUCAGGGGCUCGUACAGCUAGAGAUUGGGAGACUUCGCGCUGGUUCCUGGCCCUCCUCGAGGAAGACAUCACAGAAUAGUCAGGGGAGUCAACACAGCACACCCGGCAGCUUUCCUCUUUCCCUCACGCCUGUCGUCUCCAGCCUGCAGAACCUGGUCGGCCCAAAAAGAGCUUCCAAUCCUUCCCCAAAAGAUCCAGGCACAGAUAUGGAACCAAGGACUGUUGAAAUAAUCCGGGCUCUCGAUGAUGCCCUUGGAAUCAGUAUUGCUGGAGGAAAAGGAAGUCCCUUAGGAGAUAUCCCUAUAUUUAUUGCCAUGAUUCAGGCCAGUGGAGUGGCAGCACGUACACAGAAGCUUAAAGUUGGAGAUCGGAUUGUCAGCAUUAAUGGGCAACCUUUGGAUGGGCUUUCUCAUGCGGAUGUGGUUAAUCUACUAAAGAAUGCUUAUGGGCGCAUUAUCCUGCAGGUUGUAGCGGAUACCAAUAUAAGCACCAUAGCAACUCAACUUGAAAGCAUGUCUACAGGCUACCAUUUUGGUUCACCCACUGCUGAACACCAUCUGGAAGACACAGAAACACCUCCACCUAAGAUUAUUACUUUGGAGAAAGGCUCUGAAGGAUUGGGGUUUAGUAUUGUAGGGGGUUAUGGAAGUCCCCAUGGAGACCUGCCAAUUUAUGUCAAGACUAUAUUUGCAAAGGUAUUUUUUUCCUUUUUACUGUACUUUUUCUUUUUUCUUUUUUAAAUCAAACCUAGGUGAGAUUUAAAAAGAAAAGUGUUUUGCUUUACUUUGGACUAAACUGGAUGUGUGCAUGUAUGCUUAUUUCAUUUGAGUAUUAUAGGAAACUCCAGCACCAGAUGAGUGAAAGAUGAGUUCUUUUGUGGAUUCAUAAGAUGUGUACUUUUCUUUGGACCCUAUUAUAGAAGUAGAGGCUAACAAGUUUUAAAGAGGAUCUUCUUUCAGCAAUACAGUAUAAGGAGCAGCGCUGUGCUCUUUGGAAGUUAGCCUUAGAAGUAUUGUUCUGGGCUAGAACAGGAUUUGGCUUUUUCCUUUAAGAAACAAUAUCAGACACUGGAGAGCUGAGGCAUAAAGCUUUGUUCAAGCCUCGGAUCAGUGUAAGCGUUAAUGCCUGCCCAUCACAGAAAAUCUCAAGACACUUUAGCGUUUAAGACAGUUUUUCUUUUCCAAUACUCUGCUAAGUACUUGAGGAUCAGCUCAAUAGGUUAGACUAAAACUAGAUAAUAAAUGUUUUUCGGGAAUUAGCAAUACUACUUC